Molecule: messenger RNA, 315 nt
Organism: Thlaspi arvense
Lineage: Eukaryota; Viridiplantae; Streptophyta; Magnoliopsida; Brassicales; Brassicaceae
Source: the annotation of a GenBank genome assembly
AUGCAAGUGACUGCACCGGGGAAUGUCUACAGCUUCGGAGUUGUGCUGCUUGAGAUUCUAACCUCAAGAGCGCCGGUCGAGGAAGAGUUUGGUGAAGGAGUAGAUUUGGUUAAAUGGGUCCAUGGAGCUUCAGCGAGAGGAGAAACACCGGAACAGAUACUUGAUGCCAAGCUUAGCACAGUGUCCUUUGCUUGGAGGAGAGAGAUGCUUGCAGCUUUGAAAGUUGCAUUGCUCUGCACAGACAUGACACCUGCAAAAAGGCCAAAGAUGAAAAAAGUAGUUGAAAUGCUUCAAGAGGUUAAGCUAAGCCAAUGA